Molecule: messenger RNA, 2121 nt
Organism: Indicator indicator
Lineage: Eukaryota; Metazoa; Chordata; Aves; Piciformes; Indicatoridae
Gene: SLC9A7
Product: solute carrier family 9 member A7
Exons: 17
Biological process (GO): regulation of pH; sodium ion transport; proton transmembrane transport
Cellular component (GO): recycling endosome; membrane
Molecular function (GO): sodium:proton antiporter activity
Source: RefSeq, a predicted model, not a curated record
AUGGCUGUGCCCCUGCGCCGCCGGCUGCCGGUGCUGCCGCUUGUCCUGCUGGCAGCUGGCGGGCUGCGGGCAUCAGAGCGGAGCAGCGGUAGCAGCAGCGCCAUGGAGGAGCUCGCCACCGAGAAGGAGGCGGAGGAGAGCCACAGGCAGGACAGCGUGAGCCUCCUCACCUUCAUCCUGCUCCUCACCCUCACCAUCCUAACCAUCUGGCUUUUCAAGCACCGCCGCGUCCGCUUCCUUCACGAGACUGGCCUGGCCAUGAUCUACGGACUCAUAGUUGGGGUGAUCUUGAGAUACGGGACUCCCUCCACCAGUGGCCAUGACAAGCCAUUCAGCUGCUCACAGGAGAACAGGCCAUUUACAACCUUGCUGGUUAACGUCAGUGGGAAGUUCUUUGAGUAUACACUCAAAGGGGAAAUAAGCCCUGGGAAGAUCCAUAACGUGGAGCAAAAUGACAUGUUGCGAAAGGUAACAUUUGACCCAGAAGUUUUUUUCAACAUUCUGUUGCCUCCCAUUAUUUUUCAUGCUGGUUAUAGCUUGAAGAAAAGACACUUUUUUAGGAAUUUGGGGUCUAUUUUGGCUUAUGCCUUUUUAGGAACAGCAGUCUCCUGCUUUAUUAUUGGGAAUCUGAUGUAUGGGGUUGUGAAACUAAUGAAGUUGGUGGGUCAGCUCUCUGGUAAAUUCUACUAUACAGACUGUCUCCUCUUUGGAGCAAUAAUUUCUGCCACUGAUCCAGUUACUGUGCUAGCAAUAUUUAAUGAGCUGCAUGCUGAUGUCGAUCUCUAUGCCCUUCUGUUCGGGGAGAGCGUGUUGAACGAUGCUGUUGCCAUUGUGUUAUCUUCAUCUAUAGUUGCCUACCAGCCAACAGGUGAAAAUACCCACGCUUUUGAUGCUGCAGCAUUUUUCAAGUCUGUUGGUGUGUUCCUGGGAAUAUUCAGUGGUUCUUUCAUGAUGGGAGCUGUGACAGGGGUUGUGACAGCUCUGGUGACAAAGUUUACCAAGUUGCACUGCUUCCCCCUGCUGGAAACUGCACUAUUCUUCUUGAUGUCCUGGAGCACUUUCUUGCUUGCAGAAGCUUGUGGAUUUACUGGCGUGGUGGCCGUCCUCUUCUGCGGCAUUACCCAGGCGCAUUAUACGUACAAUAACUUGUCCGUCGAAUCAAGAAGUCGCACUAAGCAGCUCUUUGAGGUAUUGCACUUCUUGGCUGAGAACUUCAUAUUUUCUUAUAUGGGCUUAGCACUGUUUACUUUCCAGAAACACAUUUUCAGCCCAGUCUUCAUCAUUGGAGCUUUUAUUGCUAUCUUUUUGGGUAGAGCUGCACACAUCUACCCUCUGUCCUUCUUAUUGAAUCUGGGCAGAAGGCAUAAGAUCAGCUGGAACUUUCAACACAUGAUGAUGUUUUCAGGUCUCAGGGGGGCCAUGGCGUUUGCUCUGGCUAUACGAGAUACUGCUACCUACUCACAUCAAAUGAUGUUCUCAACAACUCUCCUCAUUGUCUUUUUCACUGUGUGGAUUGUCGGUGGAGGUACAACUCCCAUGCUGUCAUGGCUGAACAUCAGGUCAGGCUACCACAUUCCCUCAGUAAUACCAUUUGCUUUGUUUUCCUAAUGUUUCUGUAGGGUUGGGGUUGACCCAGAUCAGGAUCCUCCACCUACUAAUGACAGCUUUCAAGUCUUACAAGGAGAUGGCCUAGAUUCUGAAAGAAGGAACAGGACAAAGCAGGAAAGUGCUUGGCUGUUCAGGCUAUGGUAUAGCUUUGACCAUAAUUAUUUAAAGCCAAUUCUCACUCACAGUGGCCCUCCGUUAACCACAACUCUGCCCAGCUGGUGUGGCCUGAUAGCCCGCUGCCUGACAAGUCCCCAGGUUUAUGAUAAUCAAGAACAGCUUAGAGAAGAGGAUUCGGAUUUUAUUCUCAAUGAUGGUGACCUUACUGUCACAUAUGGUGAUACAACAAUAACUGCAAACGGUUCUUCUGGCCCCCAUACAGCUACCACUAGCCUUGAUGGCAGGAGAACAAAAAGUAGUUCAGAGGAAGCACUGGAACGUGAUUUGGGAGCAGCAGAUCAUGAAGUUACAAGCAGGGGUACCCGAUUAGUAUUUCCUCUGGAAGACAAUGCAUGA